Messenger RNA from Callorhinus ursinus (northern fur seal), 4928 nucleotides. The record is from RefSeq and is a predicted model, not a curated record. NCBI's taxonomy places the organism in Eukaryota, Metazoa, Chordata, Mammalia, Carnivora, Otariidae.
AUGGAGGAACGCGGGUCUCCCGACGGGGACCCCGCGCGGAGCCUGGAGCAGGGGCCGGAGGGGCCAGAAACGCCCAUCCAGGUGGUGCUCAGGGUGCGUCCCAUGAGCGCCGCCGAGUUGCGUCGAGGGGAACAGAGCGCGCUGCACUGCUCGGGAACCCGGACUCUGCAAGUGAGGAACCCCUCUCCCCCUCCCACGCCCCCCCCCCCAAACCUACCUGAAGGCCCCCCCCCCCCCUCCCCCCGGGCAACUUUCCGCGCCCCUGCCGCCCGCAGCUUCUCCUGCACUGUCUUCACCUUCGGCCAGACCGGCUCCGGGAAGACCUACACCCUGACCGGGCCUCCUCCGCAGGGCGAGGGUGUGCCCGUACCCCACAACCUAGCUGGCAUCAUGCAGAGGACCUUCGCCUGGCUGUUAGACCGGGUGCAGCACCUGAGCGCGCCUGUUACCCUCCGUGCCUCCUAUUUGGAGAUCUACAAUGAGCAGGUUCGAGACCUUCUGAGCGUGGGAUCUCCCCGGCCCCUCCCUGUUCGCUGGAGCAAGACCCGGGGCUUCUAUGUGGAGCAGCUGCGGGUGGUGGAGUUUGGGAGUCUGGGGUCCCUGAUGGAACUUCUGCAAAUGGGUCUUAGCCGCCGACGGAGCUCAGCUCACACCCUGAACCAGGCCUCCAGCCGAAGCCAUGCCCUGCUCACACUCUACAUCAGCCGCCAAACUGUGCCUCCAGGGGAGCCCCCCAUGGGGGGGAAGCUGUGCUUUGUAGACCUGGCUGGCAGUGAGAAGGUGGCAGCCACAGGAUCCCGUGGGGAGCUGAUGCUUGAGGCGAACAGCAUCAACCGCAGCCUGCUGGCCCUGGGUCACUGCAUCUCCCUGUUGCUGGACCCACAGAGGAAGCAGAGCCACAUCCCCUUCCGGGACAGCAAGCUCACCAAGCUGCUGGCAGACUCGCUGGGGGGACGCGGGGUCACCCUCAUGGUGGCCUGCGUGUCCCCUUCAGCCCAGUGCCUUCCUGAGACUCUCAGCACCCUGCGAUAUGCAAGCCGAGCCCAGCGCGUCACCACUCGGCCACAGGCCCCCAAGUCGCCUAAGCAACCCCAGCGUUUGGAGAUUGAGAUAUUGCAGCUCCAGGAGGAGAACCGUUGCCUGCGGUCCCAACUGGGGCAAAUAGACCCCAAGGCCUCAAGGCUCAGUGGGGCACGGGUGGCCUGGGCCCAGCGGAACCUCUAUGGGAUGCUACAGGAGUUCAUGCUGGAGAAUGAGAGGCUUAGGAAAGAAAACAGCCAGCUGCAGAGUAGCCGGGACCGGGCCCGGGAUGAGCAGCGCAUCCUGGCCCAGCAGGUGCAGGAGCUGGAGCGGCGCCUCCUCUGUGCCUGCUCCGAUCACCAGCCCCACCCCGGCCCAGCCCCACAGUGUCCCUGUGUGAUGGCGCCGGCUCCGCCAUGCCACGCCCUGCCACCCCUCUGCUCCUGCCCCUGCCACAGCCUCUGCCCCCUGUGCCGAGCACCACUGGCCCACUGGGCCUGCGCACGGGGGGAGCACCACCUGCCCCAGGUGUUUGGCCCUAAGGCCCCAGGUGGCAUGCCCCUCUCUGCCCAGCCCCCACCCUGGGCACCCCCAUGCAACCCUGGCUCUGCCAAGUGUCCGAGAGAGAGGAGUCCUAGCGACUGGACUCAGACCCGAGUCCUGGCAGAGAUGCUGACGGAGGAGGAGGUGGUACCCUCUGCACCUCCCUUGCCCAUGGGGCCCCCGAACACGUCACCAGUGCUGAGAGGUGGGGCUGCAGUUCCAAACCUGGCCCGGAGACUGGAGGCCCUCAGAGACCAAAUUGGCAGCUCCCUCCGUCGCGGCCGGAGCCAGCCACCCCCCAGCGAGGCUACACGGAGCCCCAGCCGAGUCCUCCCUCCCUGCUGAGGGCAAAGCAGAAACCCAGGAGACCGCCGCGUGACCUUGGUCUGGGCUCUGCGCUCCAGGGCUCAGUCCCCCCAUCUGCACAGUGGGGAUGGCAGCUGCCCUGCCAGGCAGAGGGGAGUUCCUGAGGGCCGCGGGUAGGAGCUGGUGGGCAGUUUGGGGGAGCAGAGGGAGGGUGCCGCCCCGGACUGUGAGAGAUGAGACUGGAUUUGGGAGAAGCCAGGCAGCAGGUGACGAAAUAGACGAAUAAAGAGAGGUGUCGGCUCCGAAUGUGGUGGGUCCUCUCUCGGGGCGUCAGGCACUUCUGCGUGGAGACAUCCCAGAGAGGAGGGACUCUCAGGGGAGCGCGAGGAGGAGAAGAGGACUCUCGGCAGAGGUGCGUGCCCCUUCUGAUCAGGAAUAGUCCAGGUUGCCAUCUCCUUCGUAUAUGAUAGAAGUUUUAGUUGAGCAACUGCUACAUGUACCAGGGCAGACGUGGGGAAAUCAAAUGGUGAGCGUCUCCGUGCGGGAGUGUGAGGGAGACCAGUUCCAGCUGACCUUUGUGCGGGCUGCAUGCGUGCUGGUGCUGGAGGGGUCCUGAGGUCUGAGUUCCGAUGCCACAGACUUCCUGGGACCUUGGACAGGCCUUGAACCGUCCCUGGAUCACUUUAUGGUGUUCAGCCAAUUAGAUGGGAGGUGAGACUCCUUGUCUGUGGAGUUCAAGUGAGGGUCAGGAGGUGAAGAGGAUAUCAGGAUCCCAGGGGGAUGCAGUGGGUCUACAAUUAGGGGGAAGUCCAGAUGUGACAUGAGAAAUUGGAGGUGCUAGUGGGAGGAUCUCAUUAAAGAAGGAGCGACGGGACUAAUCUUACUCUUCCAUUUUAUAGUUAGGGAAACUGAGACCCACAGGGCUCAUUCCUACCUUUGUUCGCUCAUUCAUUCAUUCAACACUCCUGGCAUCGGCAUAAACCAGGGUGGUGAACAGGACUGACCAGGGACACGCUGGCUUUGCCCAGGAAGCUCACAGCAGCCAGGUAUUGAAAGGCAAGACGUGUGACUGGGCAUUCGGGGUGUCCAACAGUGGAGACUCAGUGGAAGAAGGCGGGGCCCAGGACGAGGGGUGACAACCAGAGGCCACAGGCCACUGGGCCCAGCAGAGUGGGCUUGGUUCAGUCCGCAGACUGAACCACACACGGGCGCAUCUUGCCUCCUCACUUAACCAUGAGUGAUCCUGGGCAAAUGACUUCACUGCUGCGAACCUGAGUCCUCACAUCUGCAGGAUGGCUACUAUAGUAGUACCCCCUCGCUGGACAGUUGCAGGGAUUAAAUCUACUUGUGGAUGGAAAGAGUACAGCACGAGGCUUUGCUUGUUGCAGACAGUUUAGCCAAAAGCAACUUUCAGUCAAUAUGACCAUUUGAUGAAAUCGAUCUGGGUUCAGAAAAAAUUCGUUCCACAAAUCCCUAUGGAGAACCCACUUUGGACCAGCAUUGAACAAAGCCUAAGAAUCCUUACCGUCACCGAACACAGGAAACAAGAAAAAGAGCAGAAUAGAGGGAACUUGGUGAUAAAUGCCAUGGAGCAAAAUCUAGCAGGGAGGUCCAUCUGCCAGGGUGGGUGCAAUUUUAAAUAGGGGGGUGCAGGUGACAUUCAUGCGGAGACCUGAAGGAGGGGAGGAGGGUGAACCUGGUUAGUGCCAUCUCUAUUCUAAGUAAUUGUGGUGCCACCUGGGCCCCAGUGGUUCAGCAUCCUCGAGCCUGGGCUCCCCCUCUCCAGAGCCCUUCUCUCUCUCUCUCACUGUAUGGGGGCCCUGCUUGCUGGCAGGUCUCCAGCCCCCCGGCGGGGAAGGCCCCUGGCACUGAGCGUGAGAGCUUUCCUCAGCUGCCUCGGGACGGUGGACAGGGACCACCCAGGGGGACCCUGGCUAUUGCGGGUUCAUUUUGUGUUUGGAUGAUUCCUCCUUCCGCUGGAGCCAGCCAUGAUUUUCCAGUUUCCUAGUUCCAGCUCAGCAAAACCCCCACUUACUUUCCCACAGAUAGACUCAAGGAGACCAGUUUCCAGCACCCCAUCUCCUAGGCCAUGUGUCCAUCUCCAGGUCAACAUCCUUGCUCUAGAACUGCCCCUUGUCCAGAAUCCUGAAACCCUGGAGGAAUUCCAGAGGACCCCAGUAAUGUAUCAAGACUCUUCAAGUCCAGUGGUCCUUAGCGUGUGAGGACUCCAGAGGGCACUUCUGGAGCCCUGAAAGCUAUCGGGCUUCCCCAGGAUGCUGGAAUCUGAGGUCGCUUCUUCAGCCCCAUGAAAUAGGGUAAUCGUCCUCCAGAACUGUAAGCUUAGAAGGUUUCUGGUACAUCAGAAUUGAGGGAUGCUCUAGGAAAUCCUGAAGCACUGUAGACAUUUUCUGGAAUCCCAGAUCCUUAAAUGAUCUCUCAGAAAUUUUAAAACUGUGUGUAGAAUUUGGGAAGGAUUCUCUGAACUCUCUAGCUGGGGAGGGGGAUGUUCAGCAGAGCUUGGAAGGCCAUCCAUGAGUUCCUAGAAUGCUGGCAAAUCUAGAGAUGAAUCUAGAUGUCUAGAGCCCUGGCUGAAUUCUCCAGAUCCUUGGGGACCCUCCCUCUCAGCCAGUGCAGGAACAGGAGUUUGGCUGGAAGCAUCACUGUAGGACUUAAGGUUAGGAAGAGCACACCUGUGGGUCCUUGUGCUGCUUUUGAGGUCUCCUCUGGGCAUUCAAGCCCAAGAUAGACCCCAGCGGGUGCAGAUAAUGUCAGACAGUGUGCAGACCCCACUGCCGAGAACAUCUCCCUCCCAUCUCUGCUCUGGCUGCACCAGCCUCCUUUCACCUCCCAGACGUGUCCUGCCUUCUCUCGGGGUCUGUCUGCCCUUUGUCUAGUGACACAUUUGCCCCAAAUUCAUAUUCAGGUUUGUACCCAACAGGUUGAUUUCAGCCCCUCUGAGGGAUAGUUUGUGUUCUCUUAGGUGACUUCUGUUGUUGUGCCCUUGUUGGGCUUCCAGAGAUCCCCCUUCCUUUAUUUUAAUGGUGGGGGCAGUGUGGUGC